AUGGCCACAGUGAACAUUAAUGGCAGACCAGUCGAGCGCGCAGCACUUUCGCGGGAGGCGGUAGGGAUGGCAAGGGAAAUGGCAGAACACACCCGUCUUCUCGACAACCCAUUACCAUCAGAUACGGACCUUUCUCAGGAGGAGGACAAGGCUCUGCAGACUCAGUUGCAUGCUUUGGCUAUACUACCACGCGAAGUGCUCGACGACAUCUAUAUUGCGUUCUCAGCACACCAUCUACCAGCACUUGCGAACUCGUUGCGGAAGCUGAAUCCGAAUACUCAGCCCGUUGCGCUGGCCAAUCUCAUCCAGCUUAUGUCCCUGCUGCCCGAUCCAAAGCGUGACCCGUAUCUUCGUCGAUUUCUUUGCACGUCGUCGCAGAUGACUUCAGUGCCCACAAUUGUCGCGGCUGCAUUUGUUCGUGGUAUAGCUUGGAAGCGGCCGAGCGGCCCAGGAUAUAUCUGCGCCCUCAUCUGCCAUAUGCUUCAAUGGUGCGACACUAACCUCGGCGACGACAAAAAUGCCUCGAUCGACUCCUCCACGCGGAAAGAACUCUGCACAAAAGUUGGUCUGCUAUGCGAAGACGCUCGUUUCGCGAACUUCGAUCGGACACAGCAGGUAGAGAUGAAGAGGUUGCAUGGGAUGUUGAAUUCCAUAGAACAUAUCAAACCGACGGGAUCCUAUCUAAAUUCGACAAGGCAGUAUUUGGAGGGAAAUUGCGGGGACGAUUCUUGUCCGGUUUGUAUGGAGGAGGCGGAGCUGCUGUGCUCGAAGUGCAAGACGGUAAGAUAUUGUGGGAAGGUAUGCCAGACGAAGGAUUGGAAGGCGGGUCAUAAGACCAAGUGCUUCAAGGCGUUGUAUUGAUUGCCCCCGUCGCUUCUGAAAAACCGACGUUGGAGUCGAAAUCUGUAUUUUGAUCUGUAAAUCACACUCUAGCUCUACCGGGUUCCUGCACUUGGGUAUCGUCUUGCACCCCUGCUCGCAGCUGCUCGCUCCAGACUCUUUCUGUUCAAAUAGGUUCACAACUUUGACCUUCACCCCCUUGCGUCCACCAACAUAUCGACACUUCUACUUAGCUGUCUC
Stereum hirsutum FP-91666 SS1 is the source of this 1080-nucleotide messenger RNA. RefSeq lists its product as uncharacterized. NCBI's taxonomy places the organism in Eukaryota, Fungi, Basidiomycota, Agaricomycetes, Russulales, Stereaceae. The record is from RefSeq and is a predicted model, not a curated record. Bases 1 to 861 code for a protein of 286 amino acids. The transcript is spliced from 4 exons.